Molecule: messenger RNA, 4691 nt
Organism: Phodopus roborovskii (desert hamster)
Lineage: Eukaryota; Metazoa; Chordata; Mammalia; Rodentia; Cricetidae
Gene: Adar
Product: adenosine deaminase RNA specific
Exons: 15
Coding region: 76-3585 (1169 amino acids)
Biological process (GO): RNA processing; adenosine to inosine editing
Cellular component (GO): nucleolus; cytoplasm
Molecular function (GO): double-stranded RNA binding; double-stranded RNA adenosine deaminase activity; tRNA-specific adenosine deaminase activity
Source: RefSeq, a predicted model, not a curated record
AGCUGGCUUUUCCAGGAAACGAAAGUGAACUCUGGGGAGCCAUCUUGCGGCCCAAGUGCGGGUCUGGCCGGCACUAUGUCUCAGGGGCUCAGGGGACCCGCAGGGGUGUUCCCCCACCAGGCACGUUCCUACUUGGACCCCAGCUAUGAGCAUAACAAGUGGAGACAUCCACAGCCACAUGGGCCUGGGUCUUACCCCAGGAGUUUCCAGCUCCAGCAGAUAAACUUUCUCAAAGGGCGGCUCCCAGAAGCGCCCCUGAUUGGACAGCAGUCCCAGUCACUGCCGCCACCCUUCCCAGGACACUGGCCCAGGUUCCCAGGGCCUCCUUCCCAAGGCAAGCAACUGGAAAUCUGGGAUUUCCCCAGAAGUGUGGCUCUCGGAAGUCAGGGGUCCCACACAGGACUCCCACCCAGCAGAAGUCUGUCAUGGAAUGGUGCUGACAGGCUUUGCUCGCACUUCUGGGAGCUGAGCAUCAGUCAGAAUCCAGAGCCAAAGAUCCUAGGCCGCCUGGAGGAGCUUGGUGAGGGCAAGGCCUCCAGCGCCCAGGUACUAGCCAGAGAGCUCAGGCUUCCAAAGAAGGAGAUCAAUCGUAUAUUGUACUCCUUGGAAAGGAGGGGGAAGGUGCGUAGAAGAGGGGGAACUCCCCCUCUGUGGAGCCUUGCACCCCCACAUCAGGCUUGGACUCAGCCUGCUAGAGCGGUGAAUCUAGACACUUGUGUUCAGGCAGUCCCUCAAGAAGAGCCUGGUGUGGACAGUGAAGACAAAGAUCCUGCCUCUGACUUAGAAGGGCCUCCUGAGCCUCUUGACAUGGCAGAGAUCAAGGAGAAAAUCUGUGACUACCUGUUCAAUGUGUCAAACUCCUCUGCCCUGAAUCUGGCUAAGAACAUUGGCCUCACCAAGGCCCGAGAUGUGAAUGCAGUGCUGAUUGACUUGGAAAGGCAAGGCGAUGUCUACCGACAAGGGGCCACACCUCCCAUCUGGUACUUGACUGACAAGAAGCGGGAGAGGCUGCAGAUAAAACGAAGUACACACAGUGUUCCAGCAGCUGUCCCAGAGGCUACCAGAAGCACCUCAUUCCCCACCUGCCACUCACCCCCAUCAGGUGCCUCAAGCAGCAUGGCAACCCCUCAAAAAGUAGAGAAUGGGCAGGAGCCUGUGAUAAAGUAUGAAAGUAGGUAUGAGGCCAGACCAGGACCAGUAAGACUGCGACCACACGCUUAUCACAAUGGCCCCUCCAGAGCAGGGUAUGUUGACUCUGAAAAUGGCCAGUGGGCCACAGAUGACAUCCCAGAUAACUUGAAUAGUAUCCACACAGCACCAGGUGAGUUUCGAGCCAUCAUGGAGAUGCCCUCCUUCUACAGCCCUACCUUGCCACGGUGUUCACCAUACAAGAAGCUGACCGAGUGCCAGCUGAAGAACCCUGUCAGCGGGCUGUUAGAGUAUGCUCAGUUCACUAGUCAGACCUGUGAUUUCAACCUGAUAGAACAGAGUGGACCAUCCCAUGAACCUCGAUUUAAAUUCCAGGUUGUCAUCAAUGGCCGAGAGUUUCCCCCAGCUGAAGCUGGCAGCAAGAAAGUGGCCAAGCAGGAUGCAGCAAUGAAGGCCAUGGCCAUUCUGCUUCGGGAAGCCAAAGCUAAAGACAGUGGGAAACCAGAAGAAUUAUCGCACUGCCCCAUGGACGAAGACUCAGAGAAGCCAGCAGAGUCCCAAACCUCCAGCUCCUCAGCAACAUUAUUCUCUGGGAAGAGCCCCGUCACUACACUGCUCGAGUGUAUGCACAAAUUAGGGAACUCCUGUGAAUUUCGCCUCCUGUCCAAAGAAGGCCCUGCCCAUGACCCCAAGUUCCAGUACUGUGUAGCAGUGGGAGCCCAGACUUUCCCCACUGUGAGUGCCCCCAGCAAGAAAGUAGCAAAGCAGAUGGCGGCAGAGGAAGCCAUGAAGGCUCUGCAGGAGGAGGCAGCCAAUUCAGCUGAUGACCAGUCUGGAGGCGCGAACACGGAAUCACUUGACGAAUCUGUGGCACCCAACAAGAUCAGGAGGAUUGGUGAGCUCGUCAGGUACCUGAACACCAACCCCGUGGGCGGCCUGUUAGAGUAUGCUCGAUCCCAUGGCUUUGCUGCUGAGUUCAAGCUGAUUGACCAGUCCGGACCUCCUCAUGAACCCAAGUUUGUUUACCAAGCGAAAGUUGGGGGCCGCUGGUUUCCAGCCGUCUGUGCGCACAGCAAGAAACAAGGCAAGCAAGACGCAGCCGAUGCAGCCCUCCGUGUCUUGAUCGGGGAGAGCGAGAAGGCAGAGCAGUUGGGUUUCGCAGAGGUAACCCCAGUGACAGGGGCCAGUCUCAGAAGAACUAUGCUCCUCCUUUCCAGGUCCCCAGAUGCACAUCCAAAGACACUCCCUCUCACUGGUAGCACCUUCCACGACCAGAUAGCUAUGCUGAGCCACAGGUGCUUCAACGCUCUCACCAACAGUUUCCAGCCCUCCCUUCUCGGCCGCAAGAUCCUGGCUGCCAUUAUUAUGAAGAAAGACCCUGAGGACAUGGGUGUUGUUGUCAGUCUGGGGACAGGGAAUCGCUGUGUGAAAGGAGACUCUCUCAGCCUGAAGGGAGAAACAGUCAAUGACUGCCAUGCAGAAAUCAUCUCCCGGAGGGGCUUCAUCAGGUUUCUCUACAGUGAGUUAAUGAAGUAUAACCAACACACUGCCAAGAACAGCAUAUUUGAGCUUGCCAGAGGAGGGGAGAAGCUCCAGAUAAAAAAGACCGUUUCUUUUCACCUCUACAUCAGCACGGCGCCCUGUGGAGACGGAGCCCUCUUUGACAAAUCCUGCAGUGACCGCGCUGUGGAGAGCACAGACUCCCGCCAUUACCCUGUCUUUGAAAACCCCAAGCAAGGCAAGCUUCGCACCAAGGUGGAGAAUGGGGAAGGUACAAUUCCCGUGGAGUCCAGUGACAUUGUACCCACGUGGGAUGGCAUCCGCCUUGGGGAAAGACUCCGGACCAUGUCCUGUAGUGACAAAAUUCUACGCUGGAAUGUGCUGGGCCUGCAAGGGGCACUGUUGACUCACUUCCUACAGCCUGUGUACCUGAAAUCUGUAACACUAGGUUACCUUUUCAGCCAAGGGCAUCUGACUCGUGCUAUUUGCUGCCGUGUGACCAGAGAUGGGAAUGCAUUUGAGGAUGGACUACGCUAUCCCUUUAUUGUCAACCACCCCAAGGUCGGCCGAGUCAGUGUGUAUGAUUCCAAAAGGCAAUCCGGAAAGACCAAGGAAACAAGCGUCAACUGGUGCUUGGCCGAUGGCUACGACCUAGAGAUCCUGGAUGGCACCAGAGGCACCGUGGAUGGACCAGGGAAGGAGUUGUCUCGGGUGUCCAAGAAGAACAUUUUCCUUCAGUUUAAGAAGCUCUGCUCCUUCCGUGCCCGCAGAGAUUUACUGCAGCUCUCCUAUGGUGAGGCCAAGAAAGCUGCCCGUGACUACGAGUUAGCCAAGAACUACUUCAAGAAAAGCCUGCGGGACAUGGGCUAUGGGAACUGGAUCAGCAAACCCCAGGAGGAAAAGAACUUUUAUCUCUGUCCAGUACCCAAUGACUGAUAGUGUGUUUCCCAUGGGGUCAGAGGGAGUUCAUGGCAUUCCUCAUCACACUGGGCCAGAGUUCAGGGGCUUUUUUUUAUACCCCUCCCCCCUUUUUAAUGGAGGAACCAUAAUAGAUGCUACCAAGACCUUUGGUCCCCACUUACCCUGCUUGCUUUGGGAUUUUGAGGUGGGGGUCUAGCAGAGCCCCCCCCCUUCCCAGUCGAAGAGGCAGAGAUUAAAGAAGAGGGGCCAUGUCAUUCCACGUGUAGCAUAGCCAGUCCCUGAACCCCUGCAGCCUGGUCCCUUCCAGUUUAGUUUUGUGAUGUUUUUUCCAUCUCCUUUCCUUUGCUACACAGACCUCUUGUGGAUUUGAUUGCAUUCCCGUCAGUUCUCUGUAAAUCAUGUCAGGGACUAACGAUUUUCACCUCUGUAGAUCCGCGGGUCCCGAAUCUCCCCUCCUAGAAUUCCUUCUGUGGUGAGGUUUUUCCUUCCCCACCCCAGAGAAUGAAGAGGUGAACAUAAAGGAUUGGUGAAAUGUUUACAUGGGUAGGAGUUGAAAACUGUGGCCCGGGGUCAUAGGGCGAUGGGAAUGUGGUAGAAUAUGGUUGGGACAGGCAAGCCCUGCCCAAUGACAAACAGGCCGUGCUGGCCAGCCAGGGAACCGCCCUUUCCGGACAGCAGGGAAGUUGAGAACCAAAUGUGGGGCUGGGGGAGGUGCUCAAGCCGAGCAGGUUCCCCAGUAGGGACCCACAGAGCACUAAGCAGGGUGCACUAGCCAGGCUACUUCUUUGGGAAGUAGCCACAUUCCCAUCUGCCCUUCUGUAAAGCAUUCACGGAAUCUGGCUCUCUCCAUGUGUGGUAUGGGGCCACAGACCCCAGCUAUUUGUGAAAAGCUAAGGACAAGUCAUGGAGGGUAGAUCAUCUUUGUCCAGACUGAACAAAAGGAAAUGCAGAGCAUCAUGUUGGCGAGGUACUGGCCCACUUGGGUUCUUCUCGUGGCACUGUUACCAGCAGAAGUUGACAAAGCCUUGUGUAAAAUUAAUGUUUCUAAAAGGCCAGAGGUAUUGAUUCUGGACUGCAUUACAGACUUGAGAUACAAAUAUAUUUUUGCAUUAGUGAAUGUA